This is a messenger RNA of Macadamia integrifolia, 3551 nucleotides long. RefSeq names its product pentatricopeptide repeat-containing protein At2g37230-like. The transcript is spliced from 2 exons. Gene Ontology annotation, molecular function: protein binding. The record is from RefSeq and is a predicted model, not a curated record. Lineage: Eukaryota; Viridiplantae; Streptophyta; Magnoliopsida; Proteales; Proteaceae. Bases 994 to 3285 code for a protein of 763 amino acids.
UAUUUCAAAGCUUCAGUUCCUUUGAAAAAGGUUCCGACCGGCGACGAAUUUCAUCUUUCGUAAAUGGAAAAAAUGGAAAAUCUAGGAAGGGAAAUCAUGAAUUUUGAUCGUGUUCAUUGUAAUACGAAGGAUAUCGAAACCCUAGAACACUAACAGAGAAAUUCCCAAAGAUGUCGAAGAGACAAUCAUGGUCGAUUGAGUUCAAGCUAGAGGUAUAGAUCUUGGUCCUGAAGAUUUUAAAGCUUCAAUUUCUCUGGAAAAGAUUGUUGUGUCGUGCCGCUGCACUCGAUAGGAAUCGUCAGCCCCUUUUUUAACUCCACCCUUGGCAGUUGGGCUUCAAGCUUAAAAAAAGGGGGGGGGGGGAGAUUAAAGAAGAAGAUGAAGCGGAUUUGUUUACAGGAGCAGCAACAUAGGGCCCCUUUGCCCUCAGGCCCUUGCAGUUGGGUUGCAAGCUUUGAAAAAACAGAAAAAGGAAAAAAGAAAGGGGAUUGAAGAAGAAGAUGAAAGGGAUUUGUUUACAGGAGCAGCGACAAAGGGGAUUGAAGAAGAAGAAGGGGACAUGCAACAUUUGACGAAGUAAUCAAGAAGCAGAUGUCUCACGAUCAGCUCCGAGAAGGAGUACCAUUUGCUGACUAUGUGCUCCGAUAGCUCUUCAUCUACUUAGUUUUGGUUCCCAUCCAUGGUUUGAACUCUCUGUGAGCUCUGUUCACCUUGGUCUUUCAGCUGGUUUUCCUCACACAGAACGGAGCUCCUUCUCUCAAACCUUCCCCACACAGAACAAACAAACGUAAAGACAGGAAGCGCAAGCCUCAAGCACUGCGGCUUCCCCAAGCCAUUUUGGCUCAAGCACUGCAGGCUGCUGCUUCCCCGGAAUCGUUUAUGAUGAAGUGGUGAUGGUUGAUGGAGAUUGAAACCCACCACCAAAGAUUUCACAACUACUGAAGACACAGAUUCUCUGCAUCACAAUACAUCUGAAAGGAUUGUUUCAUACUAAUGGCCACUAAGCUGCUAUCUCCUUGGCAAUCUGGGGUUUUCUCUAGGAUUUCUAGCCGCCCAUCCCCCUUCACCUUCCUCCGUGGCUUCUGUUCAGAUGAUACCUCCUCAGUUUCAGAGAUCCCACCAAUCGAGUCUCAGUCUCCCUCAACCGAAUCUGAUUCAGCCCCGAAUGUGGAUGUAAAGGAAGAAAACGCAAUUGGAGGCCUUGAAGAAAACAUUCCGCGAAGAAUCCCACGUGGUAAGCAUCCUCCAAAACCAGAAAAGUUAGAAGAUGUAAUCUGCCGAAUGAUGGCAAAUCGGGAGUGGACUACCCGAUUACAGAGAUCGAUCAGAGAACUUGUUCCUGAAUUCGAUCACUCUCUUGUCUGGAAUGUUUUGCACGGAGCCCGUAACUCUGAGCAUGCUUUGCAAUUCUUUAGGUGGGUCGUUAAGACUGGUUACCGCCACGACCGAUCGACCCACCUGAAGAUGAUUCAAAUCUUGGGCCGAACUCGGAAACUCAAUCAUGCCCGAUGCAUUCUCUUUGACAUGCCCAAGAUGGGUGUUGAAUGGGAUGAAGAGUUUUUCAUUGUUCUAAUCAGUAGUUAUGGGGAAGCUGGGAUUGUUCAGGAGUCGGUAAAAAUGUUUCGUAAAAUGAAGGAAUUAGGUGUGGAAAGAACUGUCAAAUCUUAUGAUGCUUUGUUCAAAGUGAUCAUGCGCCGGGGACGAUAUCUAAUGGCGAAACGGGUUUUUAAUGAAAUGCUGGCUGAAGGGGUGAUGCCGAUCCGCCACACAUACAAUGUUUUGCUCUGGGGCUUCUUCCUUUCUUUGAAGGUGGAAACUGCGAAUCGAUUCUUUGAAGACAUGAAGAGCCGGGGAAUCUCUCCUGAUGUGGUGACAUACAACACAACGAUUUAUGGGUAUAUCCGGGUGAAGAAGAUGGAGGAGGCAGAGAAGCUUUUUGUGGAGAUGAAAGGGAAGAAUUUGAACCCAACUGUGGUCAGUUACACUUCCAUGGUCAAAGGAUAUGUCUCAAUGGGCCAGGUUGACGAUGGCUUGAGAUUGUUUGAUGAAAUGGCUUCGUUUGGAAUCAAGCCAAAUCAUAAUACUUAUUCGACCCUGUUGCCAGGGCUGUGUGAUGCAGAGAAGAUGUCAGAAGCUCAUAAACUUGUUGAGGAGAUGGUGGAGACACACCAGGCUCCUGAAGAUAAUUCGAUCUUCUUAAGAUUGAUCUCUUGUCAAUGCAAGGCAGGUAAUUUGGAUUGGGCUGCUGAUGUCCUCAAAGGUAUGAUUCGAUUAAACCUUCCAGUGGAGGCAGCACACUAUGGCGUCUUGAUCGAAAGUUUCUGUAAGGCAGGGGCAUAUCAGAGGGCUAUCAAGCUAUUGGACAAGGUUAUUGAGAAAGAGAUCAUCUUGAAUCCAUCAAGUUCGUUAGAGAUGGAACCGAGUGCAUAUAACCCUAUAAUUGAGUACCUAUGCAAUAAUGGGUGGACUGUGAAGGCAGAGGUUUUUCUCCGGCACCUGAUGAAAAAGGGUGUUCAGGAUCCAGCUGCAUUUAACAAUUUGAUCCGUGGACAUUCAAAGGAUGGGACCCCAGAUACUGCUCUUGAGAUUCUUAAGAUAAUGAGUAGGCGUGGGGUUCCUUCAGAUGCUGAUGCAUACAAGUUACUGGUUGAGAGUUUCUUAAGGAAAGGGGAGCCGACAGAUGCUAAGAUUGCUUUAGAUGGUAUGAUUGAAAGUGGGCAUCUACCAGAUCCUCUAAUCUUUAGCUCAGUGAUGGAGAAUCUGUUUGAUGAUGGUAGGGUUCAAACUGCAAGUCGGGUGAUGAAAAGCAUGGUAGAGAAGGGGAUAAUGGAGAAUAUGGACUUGGUUGCUAAAAUCUUGGAGGCCCUUCUCAUGAGGGGUCAUGUUGAGGAAGCCCUGGCAAGAAUUGAACUGCUGAUGAAUAAUGGCCAUGUUCCCAACUUCGAUAACCUUUUGACUGCUCUUUGUGAGAAGGAAAAGACAAUUGCGUCUCUCAAAUUGUUGGAUUUUGGUUUGGAAAGGGAUUGUAACUUAAGUUUCUCAAGCUAUGAUAAAGUAUUGGAUGCACUUUUGACAGCAGGAAAGACCCUCAAUGCUUAUUCCAUUUUGUGUAAGAUUAUGGAGAAGGGUGGGGUCACUGAUCGUAGUAGCUGUGAAGAUUUGAUCAGGAGCCUCAAUGCAGAGGGAAACACAAAACAAGCUGAUAUUCUCUCAAGGAUGGUCAUUAGAGGGGAGAGCAUCCGAAGUGGCAAGAAGGGGAAGAAAGUUGCGGCUAGUGUACAUUGAGUUCUGUUGAAUCACUUUCAUCAGUUUUCUCUUACUGUCCAAAUUGAGGAUAGAUUGGGUUGUGGGUUCUACUUUGAGGAAUCAAUAUGGGCGAAAUUGAAUUUGUAACAAAUUUGAUUUGGUCUUUUUUUUUUUGAGGACCUUUUCCUUUAUCGUUUUCUUUUAGUCUGUUUGUAUCUUUUGUUCCAAAAAGAGGCUCGGUCUCGAAGUUUUCAGUUAUUGACCAAAGAAUUCAAGGGAUUUAUCUUCCUACUCUUUUUAUUAUA